UGUUCCUCAAAUGUUGCGAGGCUGUUGUAGUGCCAGCCCAGCGACAAGGACGCAGGAACAUUUUGGUCACGCAAAAAGGAGAACUCAGAAGUUAGGACGUUUGUGUUAGUCUGAGGCUGGGGUUUUGAGUUUUAUUAUCUUUGUCUUUUGCCUAUCAAACUUGGAAAUGUUUAACAGUUUUCAUAGGGAGUUUGAUGAAGACCCGUUCUUUACUGGCGAUCCCUUCCGGGCACACCAUCAGAUGAUGAGGAGCUUCUCCGACCCCUUUGGAAGAGAUCCCUUUCUGAGUAUCACUGAUGGAAGAGAAAGAACUAGAGAUCAGCGUGGGUCCUCCGAUUCCAACAUGGCACUGAGAGAGGAUCACAGGGCUGCAGAUGGAAGGAGUCCUUUCAGCAUGGUGGACAGCAUGAUGGCAAACAUGAGGAACACGAUGAGAGACAUGCACAGAAACAUUGAUAACUUCUCUCUGGACUCCAAUGCACACUCGUUCUCCUCGUCUUCAGUGAUGAUGUACUCAAAGGUCGGGGACGAACAUGCAAAGGUUUUCCAGGCUUCAAGUCAAACUCGCAGAGUUCCAGGAGGGAUCAAAGAGACUAGACGGUCACUGAAGGAUUCUGAGAGCGGGAUAGAGAAGAUGGCUAUUGGGCAUCACAUCCAUGACCGUGCGCAUGUCAUCGCGCAGUCUCAAAACAAGAAGACUGGCGAUCAGGAAAGGAACGAAGAAUUUCUCAACUUAGAUGAAACUGAAGCCCAGUCAUUUGAUGAAGAGUGGCAGAGGGGAGUUUCAAAAUUCAAGCCAUCUGUGCCCCUGUCCCACUUGGAGGUACCUAAACAUAGAACUGUCCACUGCGCAGCGAUAGCCAAACCUGAUGAUGCAGCAAGAAGAGAGAAGCAUCUCCCGAAGGCUCCCGAAGAAGCAAAAACAAUACAUUUGAAAUAACUGAGUGUGAAAGGAUCGGGAUUGAAAAACAGCCAUCAAUAAAAUAAUAAAAUCAGGGCAACACAUUUUGGUGCUUCAUCGUUUAUCCAAAACCAAUCGUACUUGGUUUUAAAUGUUGGUUUGCAUUUAUAGAUCAAUCUUAUAGUUUACUGACUGUUGAAUGUUCUUUUUACUACCUUCAAAUCAACAGCUAGAAUGAUCAUUUUGUCAUUUUCAAAUCGAUUCAUAAGGUAAUGCACUUGUACAAAAUGUGUACAGCAUGAUACCUGUGCUAUUUUUUUUUUUUUUUUAAUAUUGAUCUUCCUAGUUACAAAAUAUCUCAAUUCGUUCUCAUAUGGAUCAGUUCAAUAGCAGAUAAGAACGUGUAAAAUUGUAAUCUUUGAUUUGAUUUUCAAUAAUAUAUAAUUACUGCAUAUUACUGUGUUUUGUUAACUGGUUUAGGGCUGUUUCCAGUUAUAAAUGUGUUCAAUUUAGUAAGUUACAUGAACACUAUCAAGAGUGGGCAUGCUUGACAUUACUUUAGUCACACCAAUAGCUGCAUUGAUGCAUUUUUACACUGUCUUACUGAAACUUGCAUUCUGUAUGAUCCAAAUUGCAGGAAAUGAGAUAUUCGUUGAGCUAAUACUUUGACAUAUGAAAUAUCUUUUUGGACUUACACAUUCUUAUCUUCUACUGAAUAUGACCCACAAAGUACAGUUACGGUACUUACCCCCUUUAAAAAAAAAAAAAGUUUCUAUUUUAUUAUUUGUUCAUUUUCAUUUACUUUGUUCUUACUCAGACUGUGUUCUGUGACUUUUUUUUUAUUUUUUACAAUUAAUACUGUUGAUAAAUAACUGCAAUAGCUGUUACCAGACUGAUGUUUGAUACAGAAGGAGUAGAACUAUUCACAUGUUUGAUACAGAAGGAGUAGAACUAUUCACGUUUGUUGUAAAUUAUCAACAGGUUCCAAAAGAACUGAUUUAAUGCAACAACAGAAUGUAAAUGUUUGUGUUACUGGUGACCUUGCAGGUUUCCCUUCUACCCAUAUACACAAGUAAACAAAUCCUCUAGCAUUGUCAAAAUACUACAGUAACCCAAUACAGAAAGUACUGUAAGGUGUUUGGACAAUCAAUACUAUAUAACAGAAUUGUUAAUUAAACAUGUCAUUGCUUUAUGUAAUUCCUAGAACUGGGUAACGAAAAGUACCAAACAUAUAGGUGGAAAAUUGCAUCACGGGCGUUUCUAUCAAGCUGUGGCGCUGAAGUAACAUAUUUCUACACUGUGAUUUUCAUGUUCAGUUUCUUUCAUGCACCAUUUUGUUUUCAAUGUGUGGGUUCAUUGAUAGUAAAUGAAAUGCUGCUGCUGGAAUCCCACUCCACUGAAAGGAUUGAUUUUAACGGCACUGAUUUGAGCAAAUAAACCUGUGAUCUUUAAUAAACCUGUUCAUUCUGAAAA
Acipenser ruthenus (sterlet) is the source of this 2374-nucleotide messenger RNA. Its product is annotated as myeloid leukemia factor 1-like. Lineage: Eukaryota; Metazoa; Chordata; Actinopteri; Acipenseriformes; Acipenseridae. The transcript has 7 exons. Bases 167 to 940 code for a protein of 257 amino acids. Gene Ontology annotation, biological process: regulation of DNA-templated transcription. Gene Ontology annotation, cellular component: nucleus; cytoplasm. The record is from RefSeq and is a predicted model, not a curated record.